AUGAGCUCUACAACCCCAAGCUCCCUUUCUCAUCGCGAGACUUGGCGUCUCCUCCUUCUCGCGGGAGCCUGUAUUGCCGUGUUGGUCAAUACCUUCCAAGGAGAUGGCGCACCGUUAGUGGCGUCGAUUGCCUUUAGUGGAAUUGUGUUCGCCGCCACGUACAGUCUGAUCAGAUGGCUAGGACCGGUGUUCAUCAAGGCAGGCCUCAAGGGGAGAGAUAUGGCGAAGCCAAGAAGACCCGAGAUUCCAGAGACUAUGGGAGCUGUAUGCGCCACUGUUUAUCUUCUGGCCUUGAUCUUCUUUAUUCCAUUUGCCUUUUACAAGGACAUUGUUGCCGCAACCUCCGGUGGCGGUAACCGAGAUGUUGUAUUAGAAGUCCAGCAUGUUGAGACUGGUCGGAUGCUACAUCGAUUUCCCCAUGGACGGCUUGCGUCCUAUCUUUCUGGACUCCUCUCUCUGCAAUGCAUCGUCAUUCUAGGGAUUGGUGACGACCUUCUUGAUAUCCGAUGGCGACACAAAGUCCUCAUCCCCGCAUUCGGAGCUAUUCCCAUGCUGAUAGUGUACUUCGUGGACUUUGGCGUUACUCAGGUAGUCGUUCCCGUGCCCUUGCAGCCGUAUCUGGGCCCUGUCGUCGAUCUGGGAUGGCUUUACUACGCAUACAUGGCGGCGGUGGCUAUCUUCUGCCCGAACUCGAUCAAUAUGUUAGCAGGGAUCAACGGCGUGGAAGUCGCCCAGUCUCUUGUGAUUGCCGUUCUGCUCAUCGUCAAUGAUGCGCUCUACCUCGCUCCUAUUACACCGUUCCCUCACCCAGCUACCGACUCACAUCUCUUCUCCCUCUACUUUCUACUUCCAUUCGUCGGGGUUUCCUUGGCCUUGUUGUUCCACAACUGGUAUCCCUCCAAGGUCUUCGUAGGGGACACCUACUGCUACUUUGCCGGGAUGGUGUUUGCUGUUGUGGGCAUUUUGGGACAUUUCAGCAAAACCCUCCUGUUAUUGUUCAUCCCUCAGAUCUUCAAUUUCCUAUACUCCACUCCACAGUUGUUCAAAGUGAUCCCCUGUCCACGACACAGACUGCCGAAGUUCAACGCCGCGACGGGACUCCUGGAUGCAUCCGUGACUGAGUGGAAUAUACCCCCGUCUCCGUUAAUUGCGGCUGCCUUGGAUCUGCUGCAUUCCCUACGGCUGGUGCGCGUUACGAAGAACGAGAAAGGCGAGAUUGUCGAAUCGACGAAUCUGACGAUCUUGAACCUGUGGCUGGUCUGGAUGGGGCCGAUGAAAGAGAAUCGAUUGGCGUGGAGCAUGGUGGGAGUGCAGGUGGUUUGUGGGUUGGCAGGUCUCUUUGUGCGACAUCGUCUCGCGUUACUGGUCUUCCGAGAAGACAAUCGGACAUUUGGAAUUGGUGUUUAG
Messenger RNA from Aspergillus terreus NIH2624, 1407 nucleotides. Its product is annotated as UDP-N-acetylglucosamine--dolichyl-phosphate N-acetylglucosaminephosphotransferase. Gene Ontology annotation, biological process: dolichol-linked oligosaccharide biosynthetic process; protein N-linked glycosylation. The record is from RefSeq and is a predicted model, not a curated record. Lineage: Eukaryota; Fungi; Ascomycota; Eurotiomycetes; Eurotiales; Aspergillaceae. The transcript is spliced from 3 exons. The coding region runs from base 1 to 1407 and encodes 468 amino acids. Gene Ontology annotation, molecular function: UDP-N-acetylglucosamine-dolichyl-phosphate N-acetylglucosaminephosphotransferase activity. Gene Ontology annotation, cellular component: membrane.